Musca domestica (house fly) is the source of this 1438-nucleotide messenger RNA. RefSeq lists its product as uncharacterized. The transcript has a single exon. The record is from RefSeq and is a predicted model, not a curated record. NCBI's taxonomy places the organism in Eukaryota, Metazoa, Arthropoda, Insecta, Diptera, Muscidae. Bases 31 to 1158 code for a protein of 375 amino acids.
UCGUUCAAUAAACACACAACUUUUACGGAAAUGUUGUCGAAGAAAACGUUUCUUUUUUUCGUAAUAUUGACCUUGUUUGGCAGGUUCUCCGGUUCAGGUUUUGACGACUUAUUAAGAGAAUCGAAUAAAAUUGAAACUGAAUCUGCCAACGACAUAGAAGUAACCAAACAGUUGUACGAAAAGGUUUUACGCGAACAAGUUGUUUUAGAUAAGUUAAAGCAGAGCCUAAGAAUCCAUUUGCGGAAGGAACACUCUCAGCUCUUGGUCAAGAUUUUGUGUGGCGGUAAUGUGGCGGCAGUCAAACAAGAAAUCGGGAACCAAGUUAACACAAUGUUGGAGGAAUACGAAACACAAUUGAUUGAUGAUAUUCUCUAUGAUGCUAUGACUGGUAUCUAUGGUUGCAGAACUCCACUUCAGACACUGGAGUUAAUACAGGCAAUAUAUCAAGGCAAUGCAGAUAAAAAAUUCGUUGAAUUAAUGGUGAAGUCGCAACUUAUAAAUUAUCAGAAUACCAUUCAGAGAAUGCAAACAAAUAAAGCUGAUUAUCAAAGAAAAUUCGCCAUGGUCCUGAAUAAAAUUAAACAAGAAAAAAUCUACAAGUCUUUGAAUGCUGAGCUCAGGCAAAACAUCAAUGUCCACAUACAAGAACUACCCACAAAUUUACAUUACCUCUUAUUUCGCAGUCACUUCUGUCUCAUGAAUUUGAAAUAUUCAGAAUAUUUGUAUACAACAGUUACGCCAAAUAGUAUUGAUCCCUCAAGUCGUCAUGUUUGGUUGUGGUAUGAAAAAUUGAGCAUUAAUUAUAUGGGUUUGAUUACAGCCAAAGUAAGCGAGCGGAAUACGAGAAAUAAAACAAAAUUUUUGGUCGAAUUAAAAAGCACUAAGUUCGAUAAAUUUUAUUAUAUUAUGCCGGACUCGAAAAUGAUUGCAAGCUGGGAAUUUCACUCUGAGCCAGAAAAUUCUAUUUGGGAAAUUGAUUUUAUCGAUAAUGAUCUUGUCGUUUUUUAUCAAGGCGAUUAUGUAAUGUGCUCAACAGAGGAAAAAUAUGACGACCACAGGCGAAAAGUAACAGCCUUCAAAAAUGGAAUUUAUAAUUUUACAUCACCUGAAUGUCAAUGGUUGUUGGGUCAGUGUGAUCGCAGAACUAAUGUCAUAUGAGUGCAAUGCAAACAAAUUGUGGUCGAUUUAUUAUGAAUAACUUCAAUUGAAAUAAAAUAUAAUUGUAAUAAUUAUAAACGUUUUAUUUUGACCUGUCAAUAACCGUAGAAAAUUAGAGUUUAUAUUGAGAGUUUAUGUGGAGUAGAUCAUACAAACUCAGCUCGUUUUUGUGAAUGUGAAUGGCUUUAAAGCAGAUGUAGUAUGAAAUCAAAGAGAACUAAUAUCCUAAUAUGAACCGAUUUUAAAAAAUGAUGUCGUAUUUCCUUCCAAUCAAUAGAAA